UGGCGACUCUGGCCAGUUUGCUCUUCUAGUGGGCGGGUGGUAUGUUUGUCUUUUCUCUUCGGCUCCACCGAGGCUGGGCGAUUGACCUCAAGUGGCGGCGGCCUUCGACGGGGCUUUAACUUUUUUCUCCUCCCCUGCUUGUCCCCUCCCCCAUGAAAAGGAUUUUCGGGACGCCCCGAUCCCUGGGUCAAAAUGGCGAUCGCUGGAGUCUCCGUGGGCUGGCUGGGCUCGGGAUUGGGGGAGGGUUGGGCUUGGGGUUGUGUGUGUGUGUGGGACAAAGCCUCGGGGAGGGAGCCCGACGGCGCUGUGAACUAGAAGGUGAACUCGCGCGGCCGGGAGAAGGCAAGCCAGGGCGGAGGUAGGGGGCAUACCCUCGAGAGCUUCCUUGGCUUUUUCCUAUGAAAGGGACGUGGGAAGGGUGAGGGCAGGGGAGCAGAGCUGAGGUGCACACGUCUCAGCGAGGCCUCCCCCUUUCCCCCGAGAAAGGGAAGCCACGGGUACACCGAGCUCUCAGGGAAUUCUUUGGAGACUCCUGGGGCAGGAAGCCCUUAGUAGACCGACAUAGGGUGUUGGUAUGAACAGAAUUCGGAUCCACGUCCUGCCAUCGAAUCGGGGGCGCGUCAACCCAGUGCCCAGAUCUCAGGAGCCCCAGUCUUGUUCGUUCACACACCGCCCAUGUUCCCAGCCCCGUCUCGAAGGGCAAGAGUUUUGCAUUAAACAUAUCCUUGAAGACAGGAAUGCCCCUUUCAAGCAGUGCAGCUACAUAUCUACCAAGAAUGGAAAGAGAUGUCCUAAUGCUGGCCCUAAGCCUGAGAAGAAAGAUGGUGUAUCCUUCUGUGCAGAACAUGCCCGUAGGAAUGCCCUGGCACUUCAUGCUCAGAUGAAGAAAAACAAUGCUGGACCCAUGAGUGAAACACUUUUGUGCCAGUUGAGUUCAUAUGCUAAGACUGAACUCGGUUCCCAGACUCCAGAAAGUAGUCGCAGUGAAGCCAGCCGAAUUCUGGAUGAAGACAGUUGGAGUGAUGGGGAUCAGGAGCCUGUGACUGUGGAUCAGACCUGGAGAGGUGAUCCUGAUAGUGAAGCUGAUAGUAUAGACAGCGAUCAAGAAGACCCCUUAAAACAUGCUGGUGUCUAUACAGCUGAAGAGGUGGCCCUGAUCAUGCGUGAGAAACUGAUUCGUUUACAGUCUUUAUACAUUGACCAAUUCAAACGACUUCAACAUCUAUUGAAAGAGAAGAAACGUCAUUAUUUACAUAACCGCAAAGCAGAACAUGAAACUUUAGGCAAUAGCCUUUUGACUGGUCCAGAGGGACUUUUAACGAAAGAGCGUGAAAGCUUAAAGCAGCUGAAAUGUCUUCGGCGCUACCGCCAGCGCUAUGGUGUGGAGGCCCUGCUACACCGACAAUUAAAAGAACGCAGAAUGCUGGCCACAGAUGGGACUGCUCAACAGGCACAUACUACCCGUUCCAGUCAGAGGUGUUUGGCUUUUGUUGAUGAUGUUCGCUGUUCCAACCAGUGUCUCCCUAUGACCAGGCAUUGUCUGAAUCAUAUCUGUCAGGAUACCAAUCAGGUUCUCUUCAAGUGGUGUCAGGGCUUUGAGGAGGUACCCUGCAAUAAACCAGUUCCUGUAAGCCUUUCUGAGGAUCCCUGUUGUCCCCUGCAUUUUCAGCUGCCACCUCAAAUGUAUAAGCCUGAGCAGAUUCUUUCUGUGCCAGAUGAACUGGAAGCUGUCCCCAUGGAUAUGUACUUGAGUGCUGCUGAACUUCAGCCUACAGAGAGUUUACCUCUGGAGUUCAGUGAUGACUUGGAUGUAGUGGGUGAUGGAAUGCAGUGCCCUCCUUCUCCCUUGCUCUUUGACCCUUCACUAACUCUGGAGGAUCAUUCAAUCAAAGACAUUGCUGAAGCUCCUGUGGAUAUUCUGAACCAAGUACAGAUCGCAGUAGGUGUGCCAAGGUCACAGGGAUCCCAAAAUCCUGAAGAAACCACAAUUUCUGCACCAUUGCCUGGAUGUGAAGUGGUUGCCACAAAUGGGAAGCCAGAACAUAUUUCUAUCAGCUGAUAGUUGCUACUGAGAACAAGUUGACUUUGGGAGAGUGCGAAUUCUUCAUUUCCCUAAGAAAAAUUUGACUGUUCCUCACCAAAAGAGAGGACCCAGGCUGACUUAUUUUCUCCCCUUUGAGCAGCUGAUAUGUAUAGUCAGUCAUAAAGCAAAAUUGUUUUGAGAAUAGAGUUACAAUUGUCUCAGCUGUGGGUGACUCUUUAAAUUGAGCAAAUUGUACAUAAUUCUGCCUCUUGGGGAUCAAUGAAUGAGUUUGUGUCCAAGAGGAAGAAAAUAGCUUAAUAAUGGCAUCCUAAAACAUUGACUAGGAAACAAGCUGGGUAGCCAGUAUGACAAGACUGAAACUGGAAAAUGUACCCUAUAUUCUUCUAGCUUUUUUUGAUAUUUCGUCCAAGUUGAGUGCUAAACUGGGCAUAUCCAGGUCCCUCCAUCCCAAAAGGAAUUCAGCUGUGGACAGUUUGCAGAAUCAAACCCUUCUUACCCUUCCAGCUUCCUGCUUCUAACCUCUCUAGAGUUCUGUAGUGGUCACCUUAUGUAAGAUAAAAUAUAAAUUUUCUGUAUAGAAUUUCUUAUCAAAUGAUCUAAAAAAGAAAAAGAAAGAAAAUGUGUUGAAAAUGAAAAAGUCUUAUUACUUGAAAUGUGAGUUGUGGGUUUAGUUGAAUAAUUUUGUAUUUGAGAGGGCUACCUGCCACUGAUUGAAAAAGACAUACUGGCAUAUAGCCUUUGUGAAAACCUUAUUGUAAAGAAAAUUACCUAUUUUCUAAACCUGUUUUUAUAUAUACAACACCCAUACCCACACAUAUGACAGAAUUAUGUCUGUAUGUAAUUAUAGUAUUGAAACUACUUUGGGUUAAGAGAAUGGCUAUGGGAACAAUGGCCUGUGGGAUCUACUAAGAAUUGUCAGUGUUAGAAAAGAUUACAAAAGCAAAAAGCAUAUGUUGCUAGGGAAAGAGACAACAUAAUCAUUUUCUGUUCUUCUUUUCUACUGUCUACUUGUUGGGGGUCAAUUUUCUAAGUCUCUAUAGCCAACAGAUAGUAAUGACAGUUGGAAAAAGACAUUGUUUAAAACAGAGGGGGAACGUUUGGCCAUAAAAGGCCUUUGAAAUCAUUUAGUGUGUUCCUGCCAAAGCAACCACAGGUGAUGAUGAUCUGAAAAUUAGGUAUAACAUCCCAUUGCUUGAGUUUUUAAAAAUUUUGUAAAAAUUUUUUUCUGAUUAGUACUUCAUUUUUCCAAAUAUAUGUAAAGAUAAUUUUCAAUAUACAUUUCUGCAAGAUUUUAUGUUACAGAUUUUUUCUCUCUCCCUUAAUCUCCCUCCUCUCCAGUAGACAGCAAGCAGAUACAAGUUGUAAAUGUAUAAUCUUUUAAAAUACUUAUGUAUUUGUCAUGUUGUACAAGAAAAAUCAGACCAAUCAGGAAAGAACAACCAGAAGAAAAAGCAGACAAAAAAAGAUGACCAUAUUAUGUUAUGAUCCACAUUGAAUCUACAAUUCUCUGGAUGUGGGUGACAUCUUCUAUCCCUGGUCUCUUGGAAUUGUCUUGAUCACCACAUUGUUGAAAAGAGCUAAGUCUAUCAUAGCUGAUAAUCAUGUUACUGUGUAUGUUCUGGUUCUGCUCACUUCACACUGCUGGAAUUUUUAAGUUGAUAAUUUUGUAUGUCCCACAAAUGAUGUUAUAACCAAAAGUCCCUUGGUAGAAAAAAGGUUCCCUACCCCUUUAUUUAAAGAAAUGUAGUUCCAAAGUAAAUGCGGUCCUUCCCAUUCACCUGCCUUAACUCCCAGUACAUGUUGUGCAUAAUACUAUUGAUGGUUUUCUGUUUUAAAGCAAUAUAUGAAUAUUAAGGUAGUUCCAACUGCAUUUAUUCCAGCCUUUAAUAUAAUUCCGAAUUUAUUUUAACCCCAUCUCUGACCAUUGCUACUAAAAUUAAUAAUCCAAAUAGACCUAAAAUUUUCAUUCUUUUACCAGCCACUUUUUCUACAACUUAGCCUAUUUACAUAACUGAAAAUUGAGGCAAAGGCUGAGAAUUUCUUGGCACUUAAAAGAUUGUCAGUUUUUUUCUGUCUAUAUUAAAUAUUCUGGGUAUCCCUGCUUAUCCACAUUUAUGCAGAUAUUCUUGAGUUGACAUGUAUCUUGGUUCUGAGAUCCAUCCCAUUCUUUACUAAUACAACUUUGUCUUUGGCGAGAUCUACUUUUAAAACUAUCUCACUUUCUGAUCUUGAAAACCUGAUUGAAUCUAUGGUCCUUUUUGUAAUGUUCUUCUCUUAAAGUGUAGUGUUCUCUGGGAACAGGUUUCUUGGGGGACUUCUGGAGGUAGCCUUAGUUUCAGUUCAAUAAUUACAAGAGCAGCCAGGGAUUAACGUCCCAAUCCUUUAUUGUCUCUUUCCAAGUCUUGUCUCCUUUCUAGGGCCCGGUUAGCUUUCUUAGAAGCCUGUUUCUCUCCUUGGUUCCAAGAGUUCCUGCCGUUAGUCCUUUUUACUCUGCCAGCUUCAGCCUCCAGCACAACGGUGGAAGAUGGAAUGAAUCUGUCUCCUCCUCCAGGAGCUUCUAGUGGGCUUGUGUGUCUGGCCUUGAGAGCUUUCUUGCUUAUGUGCUGUACACUGAGUAUACAGCAAUCAUUUUAUCACUAGGAAACCAUUAUUGUUGUAGGAUUAAAUCAGUCCUAAACUAGAUUUAAGUACUGUCUCCUCAGUUCCACUUAGUACCUUGUUUCAAGUUCUGGUUCAUAACUUCUCCUUGGAGGAUCAGAUAAAUCAUACUGAACCAUGCUAAAUUAGAUAAUUAUUGUCUCUAUCAAUUCUACAGUCUUAGCACCUUGUAAGAAUCCUAACACCUUUAAAAAAAAGUUUAAUUUUUUAAAAGAGUGAGAAUGUUAUGUUAGUUCCACACUUAGUUCCUGCAGUCCCUUCUCUGGGUGUAGAUGACUCUUCAUCAUUAGGUCAUUGAAAUUGACUUUAAACAUCUCAUUGUUGGAAAGAGACAAUCAGAAUUGGUUGUUGUAUAAUACUGUUGCCGUGUACAGUGAUUUCCUGGUUCUGUUCAUUUUACUUAGUAUCAGUUCACAACAGUCUGUCCAGACCUUUUUCAAAAUCAUCCUGCUGAUCCUUUUUUUGUAGCAGUAAUGUUCCAUAGCAUUCAUAUAUCAACUUAUUUGGUCAUUCUCCACUUGACGGGUAUCCAUCCAGUUUUCAGUUUUUUGCCAAUGUGAAAAGGGCUGCCACAAACAUUUUUGUACAUUUGAAACCCUUUAAUUUGGGAUAUAAGCCCAAUAGAAACACUGCUGGAUCAAAGGGUAUGCACAGUUUGAUAACUUUUUGACCAUUGUUCCAAAUUGCUCUCCAGAAUGGCUGGAUCUGUUCACAGUUCACAUUCGUCCUUGUCCUGUCAUCUUAGCUAAUCUGAGAGAUGUGUAUCUCAGAGUUGUCUUAAUAUGCAUUUCUCUGAUCAAUAGUGAUUUGGAGCACUUCUCAUAUGAUUAGAUAAUAGUUUUUUUUUCUGUUUCUUUUUUUUUCUUUUAAAAAAUAUUUUAUUUUAUUUUAUAAUAACUUUAUAUUGACAGAAUCCAUGCCAGGGUAAUUUUUUUUUACAACAUUAUCCCUUGCACUCGCUUCUGUUCUGAUUUUUCCCCUCCUUCCCUCUACCCCCUCCCCUAGAUGGCAAGCAGUCCUAUAUAUGUUAGAUAUGUUGCAUUAUAUCGUAGAUAUAAUAUAUGUUUGCAGAACUGAACAGUUCUCUUAUUGAACAGGGAGAAUUGGAUUCAGAAGGUAAAAAUAACCCGGGAAGAAAAACAAAAAUGCAAAUAGUUCACAUUCCUUUCACAGUGUUCUUUCUUUGGAUGUAGCUGCUUCUGUCCAUCAUUUAUCAAUUGAAAGUGAGUUAGAUCUCUUUGUCAAAGAAAUCCACUUCCAUCAGAAUACAUCCUCAUACAAUAUCGUUGUCGAAGUGUAUAAUGAUCCCCUGGUUCUGCUCAUUUCACUUCGUAUCAGUUCAUGUAAGUCUCUCCAAGCCUUUCUGUAUUCAUCCUGCUGGUCAUUUCUUACAGAACAAUAAUAUUCCAUAACAUUCAUAUACCACAAUUUACCCAGCCAUUCUCCAAUUGAUGGGCAUUCAUUCAAUUUCCAGUUUCUAGCCACUCCAAACAGGGCUGCCACAGACAUUUUGGCACAUACAGGUCCCUUUCCCUUCUUUAGUAUUUCUUUGGGAUAUAAGCCCAAUAGAAACACUGCUGGAUCAAAGGGUAUGCACAAUUUGAUAACUUUUUGGGCAUAAUUCCAGAUUGCUCUCCAGAGUGGUUGGAUUCGUUCACAACUCCACCAACAAUGCAUCGGUGUCCCAGUUUUCCCGCAUCCCCUCCGACAUUCAUCAUUAUUUUUUCCUGUCAUCUUAGCCAAUCUGACAGGUGUGUAGUGAUAUCUCAGAGUUGUCUUAAUUUGCAUUUCUCUGAUCAAUAAUGAUUUGGAACACUUUUUUUUUUCAGUUCUGAUGUUUAAUUUAUUAUUUUUCCUCCUAUUUUAAAAAAUUAUUUAUAAAAUAAAACAAGCAUUUGGAACACUUUCAUAUGAGUGAUAAUAGUUUCAAUUUCAUCAUCUGAAAAUUGUCUGUUCAUAUCCUUUUACCAUUUAUCAAUUGGAGAAUGGCUUGAUUUCUUAUAAAUUUGAGUCAGUUCUCCAUAUAUUUUGGAAAUGAGGCCUUUAUAAGAACCUUUAGCUGUGAAGAUGUUUUCCCAGUUUGUUGCUUCCCUUCUAAUCUUGUUUGCAUUAGUUUUGUUUGUACAAAGGCUUUUUAAUUUGAUAUAAUCAAAAUUUUCUAUUUUGUGAUCAGUAAUGGUCUCUAGUUCAUCUUUGGUCACAAAUUUCUUUCUCCUCCACAAGUCUGAGAGAUAAACUAUCUUAUGUUCCUCUAAUUUAUUUAUAAUCUUGUUCUUUAUUCCUAGAUCAUGGACCCAUUUUGAUCUUAUCUUGGUAUAUGGUGUUAAGUGUGGGUCCAUGCCCAUAGUUUUAAUUUCUUCAUCUCAAAAUUGACCUCAUGAUUUGAGUCAAUUAUAUAUUUUAGAAAUGAGACCUUUAUCGGAACUCUUUAAUGUAAAAAUGACUUCCCAAUUUAUUAUUUCCCUUCUGAUCUCUUCUGCAUUAGUUUGUACAAAACCUUUUUAACUAAAUAUCAAAAUUAUCUAUCAGGUGUUCAAUUAUGAGUUCCAGUUCUUUGUACUCAAAUUCCUUCCUCCGCAGAUCUGAGAGAUAAACUAUCCUGUGUUCUGAUUUGCUUAUAUCACUGUCUAAAUCAUGAACCCAUUUAUGUGGUGUUGAUAUGUGGUGUUAGGUGUGAGUUGAGCCCUAAUUUCUUCCAUACUAGUUGACAAUUUUCACAGCAAUUUUUGUCAAAUGAGUUCGUAUCCCAAAAGCUGGAGUCUUUGUGUUAGUCAAUAAUUAUAGCAAUCAUGUGUUUGACAAUCUUGUCCUGUGAUCCUAACCUAUUCCAUUGAAAGACUACUCUAUUUUCUUAGUACCAAAUAGUUUUGGUAACCGCUGCUUUAUAGUACAGUUUUAGUUAUGGCACAGGUAAACUACCUUCAUUAGCACUUUAAAAAAAAUUACUAAUUUUCAACAUAAAGAUUUUGAUUUUCCAUUUUUUUUUCCUUCCUCCUCUCCCCUUUUCCCAAGAUUAUAAGCAAUCUGAUAUAGGUUAUACAUGUCCGAUCAUAUUAACAUUUCCACAUUAUUCGUUAUAAAAGAAUCAGAACAAAAAGAAAAAUGCUUCAAUCUACAUUCAGCCUCAGUUCUUUGUCUGUGGGUAGCCUUUUCUGUUUGUAGAAUUAAAUUAGAUCAUUGUAUUGCUAAGAACAACAAAGUCUUACCAAAGUUGGUCAUCUGCAUGAUGUUGCUGUUGCUGUGAAUGAUGUUUCUCUAGUUCUGCUCUCUUCACUCAGCAUCAACUUAUGUAAAUGUUUACAAGAUUUUCCUGAAAUCCACUUGUUCAUAAUUCCUUACAGAACAUUAAUAUUCUAUUAAAUUCAUGUACCGUA
This is a messenger RNA of Antechinus flavipes (yellow-footed antechinus), 8076 nucleotides long. RefSeq names its product KAT8 regulatory NSL complex subunit 2 (gene KANSL2). The coding region runs from base 575 to 2059 and encodes 494 amino acids. Lineage: Eukaryota; Metazoa; Chordata; Mammalia; Dasyuromorphia; Dasyuridae. The record is from RefSeq and is a predicted model, not a curated record. The transcript has 10 exons. Gene Ontology annotation, cellular component: NSL complex.